This is a messenger RNA of Cuscuta europaea, 1279 nucleotides long. The record is from the annotation of a GenBank genome assembly. Lineage: Eukaryota; Viridiplantae; Streptophyta; Magnoliopsida; Solanales; Convolvulaceae.
GAGGAGCAAGUUGCCAUUUUGUGGACCGGGCCGUCUGUUUGUCAAGAAGAAGGGGGCGCGGUGCACACUCUGAGCAACAAGCAAUCACCAUCUCUUCGGUACCUGCAACUCCCAGGCCGUGUGGAAGAUUAGGCAUGCUAUUUCCUCUUUCUUUAUGUGUGUAUGUAUAGUAGAGCCAAAUUGAGUAAAAAACUAGGGUUUUACCUUUUAAGUCUGUAAUCGCAGGGCGGAGUUCUCAUGGAGACAACACUGCUCUCCAGGCCUACGCUUUCCGCUUCGUUCAUUGGCCAGAAACUAUGUAAUAGAAGAAACUCGAAGAGUCCUUCCGCGCAUCGAUGGAAUCUCUCCAAGAGGCCUCUGCCGAGUGCAUUGAGCGUAAUAGCCCCGAGGUGUGCAAUGGAUACAGCGUUUGGAGGCAACACUUCGAAGUUUCCCCGGGUGAAUAUUUGGGAUCCAUACAAGCGCCUUGGUAUAAGUCGUGAUGCUUCUGAGGAAGAAGUAUGGAGUUCUCGCAAUUUUUUGCUGGAUCAGUAUGCCGGCCAUGAGAGAAGUAUGGAAGCCAUAGAAGCUGCUUUUGAGAAAAUACUGAUGACAAGCUUCCAGAGUAGAAAGAAGACAAAGAUUAACUUGAAGACGAGGCUGAAAAAGCAAGUUGAAGAUUCUCCACCAUGGGUCAAGAAUCUACUCACUUUUGUCGAAAUGCCGCCUGGUGAUAUUAUUUUAAGAAGAUUAUUCUUGUUUGGGUUUAUGGCGGUGUGGAGUGUAAUGAACUCAGCCGAGGCUGGACCUGCCUUCCAGGUAGCACUAUCAUUGGGAGCUUGCAUAUACUUCCUCAAUGACAAGACAAAGAGCAUUGCUAGAGCUUCCAUCAUUGGAUUUGGGGCCCUUGUUUUUGGAUGGGUUUUCGGUUCCGUAUUGGUUCCCGCAAUUCCGUCAUUUCUGCUAAAACCAACCUGGACACUUGAACUCCUAACAUCUCUGGUAGCUUUUGUUUUCCUGUUUAUUGCUUGUACUUUCCUCAAGUGACAUGUAAACUAUAAUUCCGGAAUUUGAUAGUUUGUCAUUAUAUUAGAAGUAGUUAUUGGUAAAAUUUUAUCGACCCCAAAUUUAGUAUCUCUGCCUUCCUGGAUAUUGAAGAGCUCUCAUAUUUGUCCUUUCUGAGUUUAUUAUAUGUGCUUCGUGUUAAAGUUUCCAUAAUGAAAACUUCUACAUUUGCACCCCUAUGGUAUUUUACAUAUUCUAUUUGAUAAAAGGCACCCGGUGCAAAUUGGCACCCUAU